UGGACAACUUGGCUUGACGAGGGAGGACCGGAGGAGGAGAGGACGGCCUAGGCGACAUUCGCACAUUGUUCGUAAAGUCACGGAAUGGCGAGGACUUAUUGUUGCCUACGUGUGAAUAUUCAGCUCCCCAGUCCGAUUGUAUGAAAGGUUGGCCCAGUGUGCGCCAGCGUCUCUGAUGAUGAUGAUGAUGGCGUGAACACGAGAGCGGACGCAGGAAACUGGAACCACACCCGACCGCAAUUGCUCCUGUGAUCUGGAGACAAGAAUGGACCUUUUUUCCUAGACGCCAUCAUUGUCUUCUUAUCAUCCUCCUCCUCCUACUACUAAUACUACUACUGGUGUACUGUUGCUGUCGUCACGACAACACACCGGCCAUGGCGCUCCGGUGGAUGCUCCCGGUGUGCACGCUGACGGCGUGUGUCGCCAUUCCCAUGGACGCGGCGGCCGGGAGCCACAACCUGUUCACCUGCGAGCCCAUCACCCUGCGGAUGUGCCAAGGGCUGGCCUACAACUCCACCUUCAUGCCCAACGUGCUGAACCACUAUGACCAGCAAACGGCUGCUCUCGCCAUGGAGCCGUUCCACCCCAUGGUCAACUUGCAGUGCAGCGCCCAGCUCAGGAUGUUCCUGUGCGCCCUCUACGCGCCCGUGUGCACCGAGUACGGCCGCGUGACGCUGCCCUGCCGCCGGCUGUGUCUGCAGGCCAAGAGCGACUGCUACAAGCUGAUGGACAUGUUUGGCGUCAGCUGGCCUGAGGAGAUGGACUGCAGCAGGUUCCCAGACUGUGACGAUCCUUACCCUCGUCCAGUGGACCUGCUGUCCCGUGCAGAUACCACCGAGAGUCCGGUCCCAGUCCAGCGGGACUACGGCUUCUGGUGCCCCCGAGAGCUCAAAGUGGACCCGGAACUGGGCUACUCCUUCAUGGGGGUCCGCGACUGCUCGCCGCCGUGUCCCAACAUGUACUUCACACGCCAGGAACUGACCUUCGCCCGCUACUUGAUCGGCGUGGUGUCCAUCGUGUGUCUCUCCGCCACCCUCUUCACCUUCCUCACCUUCCUCAUCGACGUGUCGCGCUUCCGCUACCCGGAGAGGCCCAUCAUCUUCUACGCCGUGUGCUACAUGAUGGUGUCCCUCAUGUUCUUCCUGGGCUUCCUGCUGGAGGACCGAGUGUCCUGUAACGCCGCCGUGCCCGGGAGGUUUCGGGCUUCCACGGUGACUCAAGGCUCGCAUAAUAAGGCCUGCACGCUUGUCUUCAUGGUGCUCUACUUCUUCACCAUGGCGGGCAGCGUCUGGUGGGUCAUCCUCACCAUCACCUGGUUCCUGGCCGCCGUGCCCAAGUGGGGCAGCGAGGCCAUCGAGAAGAAGGCUCUGGUCUUCCACGCCUGCGCCUGGGGCGUCCCCGGCGUCCUCACCGUCAGCCUGCUGGCCAUGAACAAGAUCGAGGGCGACGGCGUCAGCGGCGUCUGCUUCGUGGGUCUCUACAACAUGGCGGCGCUGCGCUGGUUCCUGCUGGCGCCGCUGGGCGUGGACGUGGCGGUGGGCGUGGUGCUGCUGCUGACAGGAAUAGCGGCUCUGAACCGAGUGCGCAUGGAGAUCCCUCUGGAGAAGGAGAACCAGGACAAACUGGUCAAGUUCAUGAUCCGCAUCGCCGUCUUCUCCGCCCUCUACCUGCUGCCUCUGCUGACCGUGUUGGUGUGCUACCUGUACGAGAGCAGCCAGCGCGCCGCCUGGGAGAGCAGCUGGGUGCAGGACAGGUGCCGGCACUACCACAUCCCGUGUCCCCACCAGGUGCAGCAGAGCAGCGGACCUAACCUCACACUCUUCCUCCUGAAAUAUGUCAUGAUGCUGAUUGUUGGAAUCCCUUCUAUAUUUUGGGUUGGCAGCAAGAAAACUUGUUAUGAAUGGAUCAGCUUCUUCCAUGGCAACAAACACAAGUCCAAGGUGAAGGAGAGUCUCCAGGUCCUCCAUCAGCCCGACUUCACUCAGCUGCUGCUCGGAGAUCCUCGCACGUCCAUCGUGAGGAAGUCUCGGGGGACGUCCACCCAGGGCACCUCCACCCACGCGUCCUCCGCCCACCUGUCUUCCGCCCACCUGUCCUGCACCCACCUGGCCGCCGUGGACCACCCACCCAGUGGCAGCACCAGCAGGGCGGCGUCGGUCCUCAGCGCCGGCUCCAAGAGGAGCAGUUCUCACAGCAGCUUGCAGCGCUCGCCACACAGCAGAUACACGACGUCCAACUUCCCUCAGGCCGAGGACCAGGUCCCCCACCUGGAUGAUCCGGAUCAGUCCAGACACGGCAGCGCCGAUCGCCUGGACGGCUUAUCGCGGCACAGCUCCGCCCACAGACUGGGGAGCCAAUCGCGGCACAGCAGUGUCAGGGACCUAAGCUCCGCCCCCCAAAUGAUGCUGGGGGGGCCAGGAAACGGAAUCCACAAAGUGCUGGAGGAGUGCACUUCUUUGACGCCUUGAAGGAACACUUACAAGUCUGCAGCCACUGAGCCAAUCAUGUGGCCUUGUUUCAACGGCCAAUCAAAACGAGCGAACCAAAGACUCAAAUCUUUUUUCUUUUUUUUUUAAAUCCUUCUUGGUUUACGUCAGACUCCUUUGCCUUUUUUUGUGCAGCGACUUUACGAGCAAAACUCCAAACACUAAAGAGGUUUUUACCCAAAAAAUGAUUAGCAAGUAAAACUUUUUUCUUCAAUUGAAAAACAAUUUGCCAACUAAAAUUCUUCAAAUAGAAAUAUUUGCCACCUGGUCGUGCUGGAAGAGUCCUUAUGAUCUUAGCAGCACCCGAGGCAGGGCUUGAUAGCGUGCGCCUGGGACCCGGCCAGG
Nerophis lumbriciformis (worm pipefish) is the source of this 2831-nucleotide messenger RNA. RefSeq names its product frizzled class receptor 3a (gene fzd3a). Lineage: Eukaryota; Metazoa; Chordata; Actinopteri; Syngnathiformes; Syngnathidae. Gene Ontology annotation, cellular component: plasma membrane. Gene Ontology annotation, molecular function: Wnt-protein binding; Wnt receptor activity. Gene Ontology annotation, biological process: non-canonical Wnt signaling pathway; canonical Wnt signaling pathway. The record is from RefSeq and is a predicted model, not a curated record.